AUGGGGGAGCAGAGCGGGGCAGCAGGGGUGCCGGGGGUCCUGCUGGCCACACCACCCCCUGAGGUGCUGGGCACAGUGCUGAGCCAGCGCCACGGCCCCCUGCCGUGCGUGGCCCCCAUCGCCCGCCUGCGCCGCGGCCCCGCGGGGGGCUACGAGGCAGAGGGGGACCUGGCGGGGGUGCUGGAGCGGCGGCGGGUGGCCAACGCCAAGGAGCGUGAGCGGAUCAAAAACCUCAACAGUGGGUUCUCAGCGCUCAAAGCCCUUGUGCCUCUUGUGCCCCGCGACCGCAAGCCCAGCAAGGUGGACACGCUCAAGGCCGCCGCCGAGUACAUCCGCCUGUUGCGCGGGGUCUUGCAGGACACGGGAGGCCUGCAGCAGCAGGAGGACGGAGCGGCGCAGGUGAUGGGUGACAGUGGGGGGGUGCUGCUGGGGGCGGACUGGCCCCUCUCUGCCUCCCCGUGUCUGUGGGGUACCCCCAUGCCCCAAACCUGCCCAGGACCGUCGCGGCAGAGCGGGGAGCUGGUGCUUCCAGCCAACCCCUAAAAUAUAAAUCUGGGGGUGUGCUGCAGAGGAUGGUGCCCUGAGAGGGUGUCCUGUGACCUGCGUGGGACGUGGCGAUGUCCCUGCAC
Molecule: messenger RNA, 629 nt
Organism: Cygnus atratus (black swan)
Lineage: Eukaryota; Metazoa; Chordata; Aves; Anseriformes; Anatidae
Gene: FIGLA
Product: folliculogenesis specific bHLH transcription factor
Exons: 4
Coding region: 1-543 (180 amino acids)
Biological process (GO): regulation of transcription by RNA polymerase II; developmental process
Molecular function (GO): RNA polymerase II transcription regulatory region sequence-specific DNA binding; DNA-binding transcription factor activity, RNA polymerase II-specific; protein dimerization activity
Source: RefSeq, a predicted model, not a curated record